AACUGCUCUUUGCCACGUUCCCACACUCUCCGUUAAUCUCCGGUCAUAUCUUACAACAGUUUCAUGCAACUUUCCGUCAUCGUCUCCGGCGGACUUACAACAUUUAAGCAACAGAAUAUGGCGGCGCACUCAAGACAAUUGAGCGUAGAUUUCAAGAGCCGGGUAAUCACCUGCCUGAACCGGUUAGCGGACCGGGACACCCUCCCGGCCGCGUCGAAUGAGCUCGACGUCAUCGCUCGAGGCCUGUCGAAUGACGGAUUUGCCCCUUUCCUGACCUGCCUCUCCGCCACCGACUCCUCCCACAAGCCUGCCGUUCGCCGCCACUCUGUCCGCCUCAUCGCGGUGCUCUGCUCCGCUCACGGCGACGCUCUGUCUCCUCACGUCUCCAGGAUGCUCAACGCCGUCCUCCGCCGCAUCCGGGACCCGGACACCGCCGUCCGCUCCGCCUGCGUCGAGGCCGUUUCGUCAAUCGCCGCGCAGAUAACAUCGCCGCCGUUUUCCUCCGCCAUACUGAAGCCGAUCGCGGACUCAAUUUUCCGCGAGCAGGACCGCAACGCCCAGAUCGGCGCCGCGCUUUGCCUCGCCGCGGCGAUUGAAGCGGCUCCCGACCCCGAUCGGGCGGAGGUGGGGAAAUUGCUCCCGAAGAUUUACAGAUUGGCGAGAAACGAUUGCUUCAAAGCGAAACCGCCGCUGCUAUCGCUGAUGGGCAGCAUUGUGAGCGUCGGCGGCGCGUCGAACCGGAACGUGCUGCGUGGCUUGGUUUCGACGCUGAUUGAGUUUUUGAGCAGCGAAGAUUGGGCGGCGAGGAAGGCGGCGUCGGAGACUCUGGGGCGGUUGGCGGUGGCGGAGAGAGAUUUGGUGGCGGAGUUUAGGUCCUCUUGCAUAACCUCUUUAGAUACCAGAAGAUUCGACAAGGUGAAGGUGGUGAGGGAGGCUAUGAACCGAGCAUUGGAUUGGUGGAAGGAAGUUGCGUCAACUAAUUUAGACGCACGUGAUCCACAAGUCAAGCUUUCACCAAAAGUGUGUGGCAGUGGCGCCUCUUCCCCCACCCCAUCCAAAAGCACGAGUGAUACAACAUCCGGUCUCCAAACUCCCAAGCACAAACGCUCUUUCGCACGUAGCAAAUCUCUCGCUUUGUCUAAUUGCAACUCAUAUCCUGUCAAGUACGCCGCUGUAAAAUCAAAUGCCAGAAAGUCCUAUGGACCUAGUAUUGGGAGAUCUUUUGAUGAAUCAAAUAUAAAAGUACAUGAAAGACGACCCUUGUCAAACGCGGCUUGCCAAGAAACAGAGAGUGACAUUUUGUUGUCGAAUAUGGCAUGCCAUGACAAUGAGUCUGAUAGUUUGUCAAUUAAGAUGGCAUGUCAAGACACUGAGACUGACAUUUCGUCAAUAAAGAUGGCAUGCCAUGACACUAAGACUGACAUUUUGUCUCAAAACUUGGCAUGCCAAGACAAUGAGGCUAACAUUUCGUUGCUGAAUAUGGCAUGUCAAGACAAUGAGAUUGACAUUUUGUCACAAAAGUUGGCAUGCCAAGGUAGCGAGAGUGACAUUUCGUUGCUAAAAAAGGCAUGCCAUGACAAUGAGAGUGAAAGUUCGUUGUUAAAGAUGGAAUGCCAAGACACUGAGAGUGACGUCAGGUCGCUAAAAAUGACAUGCCAAGACAGCGAGAGUGAAAAUUUGUCGUUAAAGAUGGCAUGUCAAGACAAUGAGAGAAAGAGUUGCAUGAGUUCGGGAGGCCAUCCGGACGUUUUGAAUGAUAGGCAGAUCAAAAUUGACGAUUUGAGAACGAGAGAUUGUACAGAUUGGAUGGAUGAUAGUACGAGUGAAAGUGAGGAAGAAUGUGAUGGUCUAUUUUUGAUACAUAGACAACUUCAAGCGAUUGGGAGUCAACAAUCCAACUUAUUACAGUUUCUUGAGAGAUUCAUUGGGAAUUCUCAAAAGGGGAUGAGUUCAUUAGAGAAGCGGGUCAACGGACUGGAGAAGACCUUGGAGGAAAUGCAGCGGCAGCACUGUUUUGGGGCUCCGCCGGUGAUAAUGUCACCGCCGGCGACCACCGGAAAUACUUGUUGGUAGGCUCACAAUUCAUAUUACGGGUAAAUAAUUAAUAACACAUGAGGACAUGGGAGAUUCAUUCAAUGCUUCAAAUAUCACAUUUAUCUGUGUGUUUGUUCAUAUACGACUAGACUAGAAACCACAUGCCCAAUGUGAUCCCAACACAGGCAACCUUGGCCUUGUAAAAUAUAUUUUCCAAGAUUUG
This is a messenger RNA of Cuscuta campestris, 2257 nucleotides long. NCBI's taxonomy places the organism in Eukaryota, Viridiplantae, Streptophyta, Magnoliopsida, Solanales, Convolvulaceae. The record is from the annotation of a GenBank genome assembly.